CUCUAUUCAUAACUUAUAUAGAUUAGAACCAACGGUACAAAGAAAAAAGACAAAAACAACAAAGACCAAUUCCAACGUUUGAAUUUUGACUCAAACAAACAAUAACAUCAUGUCUUGCUCCGUCGCAGUUUCCAACUCGCCGGUGUUCUCACCGUCGUCGUCUCUCUUCUCCAUCAUCUCCUCCUCGCCGGAGUCUCUCUCGCUCACGCUCUCCCACCUCAAGCCCAACGCGUCUUCCACGGCGUCGUCUUGUGCUUCUGCUUCUGCUUCUGCUUCCUCUCCUUCUGCUGCUGCUUCUUCAUCGCCUUCUUCGCCGUUUCGCCUCCGUCUCCCGAAGCCACCUACUGCUUUUUCUUCUGGACCCUCCUCCUCUACUUCGCCGAACGGGGCUGUGUUGAAGAGGAAGAGGCCGACGAGGUUGGAUAUACCUGUAAGCUCUCUUACCUUUGGGGUUCCGCCGACGCCGUCUGCGGUGGCGCGUGAUGAUGUUGAGGCUGAGGGGGAUGGGUUUUCUGUUUACUGUAAGAGGGGAAGAAGGGAGUACAUGGAGGAUCGUUACACCGCUGGGGAUGAUCUACGCGGAGAAAACAAACUGGCUUUUUUUGGCGUAUUUGAUGGGCAUGGAGGUGCAAAAGCUGCAGAGUUUGCUGCAAAUAACUUAGAAAAGAAUGUCUUGGAUGAGGUGAUCAAGAGAGAUGAUGCUGAUGUAGAGGAGGCAGUGAAGCGCGGCUACCUCAACACAGAUUCUGAUUUCUUGAAAGAGGAUCUCCAUGGUGGAUCUUGCUGUGUAACAGCACUGAUUAGGAAUGGUAACCUUGUUGUCUCCAAUGCCGGUGAUUGCCGUGCUGUCAUUAGCAGAGGAGGUGUUGCUGAGGCCCUAACAACUGAUCACAGGCCUUCAAGGGAAGAUGAAAGGGAAAGAAUUGAGACUCUGGGUGGCUAUGUUGAUUUAUGCCGCGGUGUUUGGCGGAUCCAGGGAUCUCUAGCUGUGUCUAGGAGCAUAGGCGAUCGACACCUGAAGCAAUGGGUGACCGCAGAGCCUGAAACCAAAGUUAUCAAAAUUGAACCUGAACAUGACUUGUUAAUAUUAGCUUCAGAUGGAUUAUGGGAUAAGGUUAGUAAUCAGGAAGCAGUAGAUCUUGCUCGUCCUCUUUGCGUAGGAAACAACAAACCUCAAUCAUUGCUGGCCUGUAAAAAGCUCGUAGAUUUGGCUUGUUCGCGAGGUUCUAUGGAUGAUACAAGUGUUAUGCUCAUCAAAUUGGAGCACUAUAUUUAAAGUUUCAUUAGUACAAGAGAAGAAGGAGGUGCUUGAUUUUAGAGUAGCUGAUUCUUUUCUGUAUAUACAUCUGAUCUGAGAUCUGACAAUAUUUAUUGGGAAUUUUUGCACCAGUAGGUGGCGGGAGAUGUUAACAAAGUAACAUUAUGUAGUUUUUUUCUUUCAUAGAAUGAUAUUUAUGUAAUAAGCCUUUAAUUACUCUAUACAUUUUGAUCUAGCAAUUCAUUUAUUUUUUUGACUGAA
This is a messenger RNA of Lotus japonicus, 1519 nucleotides long. RefSeq names its product probable protein phosphatase 2C 25. The record is from RefSeq and is a predicted model, not a curated record. The transcript has 4 exons. Gene Ontology annotation, biological process: protein dephosphorylation. Gene Ontology annotation, molecular function: protein serine/threonine phosphatase activity; cation binding. Bases 110 to 1276 code for a protein of 388 amino acids. Lineage: Eukaryota; Viridiplantae; Streptophyta; Magnoliopsida; Fabales; Fabaceae.